CUUCGAUUUUUUUUCGUCUGCAUUUUUUCCUUCAGAAAAUGGAAGCAAAUAUUGAACAAACUGCCACCACGUCGGAUAACCUCGAACUAUCAGCAUGCGAAGGUUUUGUAGACCACGCCGAUUUACAGAAGUUUUCCUCAGGAUUCGAAAUGUGGUACAACUCUUCCUUGUCGCUGAUGAAAACAAACAUAGACCUUGCAGAUGAACUGGACGUUCAGAGAACAGCUAACAAAAACUUGAAUGAUAAAUUAACCAGUUUAUCGACAGAGAACCAGCGAAUUCAGGAUGCAUUGAACAACCUCUACUGCAAGAUGCACAUUUACUGCGACAGUGAAAAAGAAGUUGAGGACCUAAGAGAUCAGAUUGAAACAGUAAACAAGAAUUAUUUACAAAUUCAAGAACAAAUGAAGAGACUGGAAGAAAGUCACGUCCAGAAAGAAGAAAUGCUUCGUCAAGACGUAAACAUUCAAACGGAGUUGUUACAAAAGGAGUUUUGUGAGAAAAUGGAAGAAAAAACGGCAUAUUAUGAGGAAAUUAUCCAAAAGAAAAACCAAGAGCUGAAAGAACUUGACGCUUUGUUGAAGAAACAAGAUAUAGAUCAUAAAGCGGAAAUGACAAGUCAGUCAAUGGAAUGGGAGGAAAAAUUAUCUAAGCUCAAACAAAAACUAGAGCAAAAGCAGACAAAAAUGAGUAGUUCUAAUAACCAGGAAAUCUUCCGAAUGAAGUUCUUAAAUCUGAAACAGGAGUACGAUGUCGAAAUGAAGAAACUACAGCAGGUUAUUCAGACACUGGAGGAGAGACUAAGAUCGCGCUCUACCGAAAACACAGCAGUCCUCUCUGGAAGACCAAGUCUCAAGAAGAGGAAGCUGUGACGUCAUCGAUUGACCACGGCAGUCAUUCAAUCAUUGAAGAACACUAAAAAUGAGGGUUUAUAUGUAGUUUUAUUACAAAAAGACAACAACAUAUAUAAUUUAUAACAACGGCACAAAAUAACAAGCUAUAGGCGUAUCACGUAGAAAUAUAAAACAUGUAUAUAUAAAACACAAGAAUCGAGAAGACUCCAUGAAAUGACACUGAUUAGUCCUUUUUCUUUACAUUAAAAAAUUUAAAUUCCA
Messenger RNA from Magallana angulata, 1115 nucleotides. Its product is annotated as cilia- and flagella-associated protein 57-like. The record is from RefSeq and is a predicted model, not a curated record. The coding region runs from base 39 to 872 and encodes 277 amino acids. The transcript is spliced from 2 exons. Lineage: Eukaryota; Metazoa; Mollusca; Bivalvia; Ostreida; Ostreidae.